This is a messenger RNA of Lathyrus oleraceus (garden pea), 481 nucleotides long. RefSeq names its product 40S ribosomal protein S28. Gene Ontology annotation, cellular component: ribosome; cytosolic small ribosomal subunit. NCBI's taxonomy places the organism in Eukaryota, Viridiplantae, Streptophyta, Magnoliopsida, Fabales, Fabaceae. The coding region runs from base 72 to 269 and encodes 65 amino acids. The record is from RefSeq and is a predicted model, not a curated record. The transcript has 2 exons. Gene Ontology annotation, molecular function: structural constituent of ribosome. Gene Ontology annotation, biological process: translation; ribosomal small subunit assembly; maturation of SSU-rRNA.
UUCUGUCUUUACUAGCCGCUUCAUUCGGGUCUUCUCCUCUUCUACCUGCCGCACCACCCAAUUCUACUGCAAUGGAUACUCAAGUGAAGUAUGCUAAGGUUGAGAAAAUUGUUGGGCGCACUGGUUCAAGAGGACAGGUGACUCAAGUUAGAGUGAGUUUUAUGGAUGAUCCGACCCGUCGCAUUAUGAGGAAUGUGAAAGGACCUGUCAGAGUGGAUGAUGUCCUCACCCUAUUGGAGUCUGAAAGAGAAGCAAGGAGAUUGCGUUAGAGUAAUAAUAUAUUCAAUGUCUGUUGCUGGAUUUAAUAAUAAAUCAUUGGUUUUUUGGGGUAUUUAUUACUAGUAUGUGGCCAAUCUUAUUGUGAAACACUUAUAUUCUGCACUUUGUUAUGAAUUGAUCUUUUAUUUGGCCAAGUGGUCAGGCUUUGAGCCAACCUUUGAUUAGACUCCAUUAUAAUGAUUUGCAUUUUGGUUUGUUAUAA